AUUUUACCUAAAAUCAUUGCCAAUAAAUUAUAGAAUUAAUUCCCUCUAUCUAUUAUCGCCGCCGCUUCCUUUCUUCGCGCGAGAGAAAACGGCCUGAAAGAUUACAUUAGAAAUGGAGUCACCAACCAAAUCGGAGAGCGUUUGUAGAGACCCUAGAGUUGUUGGAGAGGAUGAUGUUGACGAUGAUCCGCCGUUGCUGAGCUUUCAUGCCCUAGCUGCACUCAAGGAGUUCCUUGCCGAACAAACCCAGCCCUCCACUGAGCCUCACUUGGAAAAUGGAGUUUCCGAGGAUUCGGAAGUCGCUUUAGUGGCGGAGGAUUGGAGGCUGAGUCAAUUCUGGUACGACCGCCACACGGCGGAGACAGUGGCUGAUGAGGUUCUUACGCUAUGCCAGAAAUUUGAUUCUCCUCGGGUCGCCUGUAUUGCUUGCCCCACUCUCUACACUUAUCUGAAGAAAAUUGGUCCCAAUGUAUCUGCACAACUUCUUGAGUAUGACAAACGCUUUUCCCAACAUGGUAGUGAAUUCACAUUUUAUGAUUACAAUGAACCAGAAGAAUUGCCAAUGGAAUUGAAGCACAAUUUUCAGAUUGUAGUAGCAGAUCCUCCUUACCUGAGCAAAGAAUGUUUGGAGAAAGUCGCUCAUACAAUUUCUUUUCUAGCACAACAUAGUGAAUCUUACCUGCUAUUACUAACAGGAGAAGUGCAAGCAGAAAGAGCAGCUGAGCUAAUGGGUUUCCAUCCAUGUGGUUUUAGGCCACACCACUCUAGCAAGCUCGGAAACGAGUUCCGACUAUUCACGAACUAUAAUCCGGGGACGAGAUUAGGAGGUUGGGAGCAAUAGAUUCUGGAUCUCAUCAUUUUUUAUUCCGUUCAAGUGGUGGUGAUGGUUCAUGCCUACAGUCGAAGAAGGAUUCAGUGAGAACUCUGUGAACUUAUAGAAGUGAAUGGGUGCAAAAGCCAAAAGGUAAUGGGUAAAGUGUGAUUACGUUGAAGUACCGACGGAGAACGCUCACUAGCACUUGUAAUAGAAAGAUUUGUAAGCUCCAUGAUUUCUAUUAGUUGGGGAAUAGACUGUUCAUUUUUGUUGUUGAGGACUGAUAUUCAAACGUCUAAGGAACAAAGUUUUUAAUCAUUCAAAAUGAAAAAGUGUAAAAUUAAAGUUAAAGAUUGAAUUAAUUUUGGAUAA
This is a messenger RNA of Cucumis melo (muskmelon), 1186 nucleotides long. RefSeq lists its product as uncharacterized. Bases 113 to 841 code for a protein of 242 amino acids. The transcript has 4 exons. The record is from RefSeq and is a predicted model, not a curated record. Lineage: Eukaryota; Viridiplantae; Streptophyta; Magnoliopsida; Cucurbitales; Cucurbitaceae. Gene Ontology annotation, biological process: methylation. Gene Ontology annotation, molecular function: nucleic acid binding; protein-lysine N-methyltransferase activity.